Molecule: messenger RNA, 1691 nt
Organism: Suillus bovinus
Lineage: Eukaryota; Fungi; Basidiomycota; Agaricomycetes; Boletales; Suillaceae
Product: nucleoside hydrolase
Exons: 8
Coding region: 217-1500 (427 amino acids)
Biological process (GO): purine nucleoside catabolic process
Cellular component (GO): cytosol
Molecular function (GO): purine nucleosidase activity
Source: RefSeq, a predicted model, not a curated record
AAUUUUUGGUCAGCGCGUCCGAUUAUCGUGAUAUGGCACUACCUCCGAGUCGUUCCACGCUUUAACACCCUAUCAUCGCCACGUAUUCAUCGCCUUCCUGUGGUUUGUCACUGGGUCCCAAUGAUGGAACAAUAACUUUGAAAGAGCGCUUUCUGAUUUAAAUAAAGGCUUUUUCCUGUUUGUAUCGCUCUCAUUCGUUGACUACCCAAUAAUAACAUGCAAGGGAAGACGAGGACGCCAAUCAUUAUCGACACUGACCCUGGCGUGGACGACACUCUAGCUAUCCUGCUUGCUAUCACAUCACCCGAACUAGAAAUCCUUGCGUAUAUCGUUUCAUUCGGGAAUACCGAUGUUCACGCAACUUAUGACAACAUCUACAAGCUUUACCAGGCGAUAGGGCGCCACAUUGCGCUACACCCUGAAGAUGCCGUAAGGUUUCCAAAUUUCUCACCUACAGUCCCGCCCGUCCUGGCUGUUGGACCAGAAGGACCUCUAGAAGGUGGACGGCACUUUGCUCAAUACUUCCACGGCCGUGAUGGUUUAUCGAAUAUAAGCGAACGCCACCCCGACUUGAAUGUUGACCUCAAAGAUUCGUCUUUUGACCACAAUUUUCAACCGGUGAAAGAAUCAGGGGUCGAAGUGGCCCUGCGUUUACUUGAGUCACGUCCCGACAGAAGCAUCACAUAUGCGGUCCUGGGUCCGAUGACCAAUCUGGCACAACUUGUGCGCCAACACCGUCAAACAGUUGUGGAUAAAAUUGGCCGAGUCAUUGCCAUGGCAGGAGCCUUGGAUGUUCCCGGAAACACUACUUCGGUCGCGGAAUUCAAUGUUUUUGCUGAUCCUUACGCAGCGAAAGAGCUUCUAGUACCGACAGAUCCCACCAGUGGUCUCCCGCUUGACAGAGUAAUACUCGCACCCUUGGAUAUCACUACUAUCCACGAACUCCCUUUCUCGCAUUAUAUACAAAAGGUAGACCCUGCGUUCAAGACUACAGCUCAACCGUCGAAUGCAGAUGGUAAAUCACCUCUUGUCCACUUUACCAGCUCUGUUUUCGAACGCACGAGGGAAAUCAUGCUCCAGUAUGGAAAGGAUGCACUAGAGUUGCAUGACAUUGUCGCCAUUUGGUGCGCGAUUGAGAACCCACCUGAAAUCAAUCCAGUUGGCGAUCUUCCUGGAAUGUCAAGUGGAUGGGUUAUAGCCGAGCGAACAUUCGAUAUUGAACGGGCCGGGGAAAUUACUCGUGGCAUGUUUGUCACUGACCGAAGAAAGGAUAACACUGCAUACGCACCUGGUGCCAAUCGGGCAGAGGUCCAAGCUCAACUAGACCUGCGCCGGCUCGGGCACGGGCUCCUCGAGUCCACCGCGCUGCCUGCGAGAGUAGAGAUAGAAGACCAGGAACUUGAGCAGAGACAACAGAAAGGCAUAGCAUGUAUCGUAGAAACGCCGGGGCCAAGCGUUCUUCUUCAACUGCUGACACGUAGGGUCUGGGGCAUCCAAUGAUUGUCAUUUCCAUAUGUAGAAUGAUUAAUUGAAAGUGGUACUAUACCCAUGUGCUUGAACAGAUCUGGUAACCCAAGUCAGACGUUAACUUCCUUCAAGUUGAAGCUUCGAGGUUUGAAACGUAUCAUGGUAGAAACCCUUCUAACGAAAUUCACCCACUCAAGGUUUUUACUGUGAUGGUCCUCAUGCCA